Molecule: messenger RNA, 2882 nt
Organism: Microplitis demolitor
Lineage: Eukaryota; Metazoa; Arthropoda; Insecta; Hymenoptera; Braconidae
Product: kinase D-interacting substrate of 220 kDa B
Exons: 2
Coding region: 366-1949 (527 amino acids)
Cellular component (GO): cytoplasm
Molecular function (GO): protein binding
Source: RefSeq, a predicted model, not a curated record
GUCUUAAUUUAAUAUUUUAGUUAUUCUUGAAUAAAUUUUUGAAUUCAAUCAUCCACAGUUUUUGACAUCAUAAAAAAAUUAUCCUUUCAUCUUUUAUGCGCCGACGUGGGAAAAAAUAGACGCGUAUAAUCUUGCUUUUGCCUGUUGAAACUUGUCAGUUACGUUGUUAUUGUUGUUAUUAUUAUUAUUGUCAGUGUCAUUUCUAUAUAUGUAUAUACUUUUCAUUGACUAAGUCAAAAAUUUGAACCUCUCUACUCUAAAUCGAGCAGUACACGUGUCUGAAUCAUAUUUUUUGUUUAUUAUACAAAAAUUAAAUUUCAAAAACCUUAACAAGAAACCAACAUCGAAUUUAAAGAAAUAAAGAAAUGGCAGCAGAAUCACCCGCUUUAUCUUACCAACAAGUCCGUGAAAAAAUAAUGCAAGGAGAGAUGGAAGUUAACGCAAAAUAUCCAGGGGCUUCAACCGAUCCAUCAGUAUUACAAUUAGCCGUCCAAGAACAAGACUUUGAAUUUAUUGACUAUCUUCUUCAAAAUAACGUCGACGUCAAUGUCGCCACAGAGUCCUGUGAGCCAGCAUUAAAUCUCGCAAUCCGUGCAAACAAUCCCGAGUUAGUUAAAAAACUAAUCAAUUCAGUCACUGAUUUAAAUUCUGCAUCAUAUAAUUACAAAGAAGACUACGAUAAUUGGCCGCAAUUUUACAUUUUUGGUAAAAAAUUCUAUGAAAUGCAAAACAGGUUACCUCUGGCUUUCGGUCAGCCAGCUGUCAAAAAGUCAACACCCUCAGGAACAGUCCUUGACUUGGCAAUAACUGUCGGCAGUAUUGAAAUAGUUGACAUCUUAUUGAACGCAGGAGCUAAAAUAAAUCCAUCAACCAGCGGUAUUAAGCCACUGAACUGGGCAAUUGCUCAAAAUAAGUAUGAGAUUGUUGAACAUCUGAUAAAACAUGGAGCAGACAUCAACGAUAUUUCUGAUAAUAGAACACCAUUACAAAUUGCCGUUGAAAAAGAAAAUAAGAAAAUAGUUGAAUUACUUAUUGAGAAGAAAGCUGAUAUUAAUAUAUGUCCGCCAAAUGGUCAACCAGCUAUUAAUAUUGCAAUAGAGAAUAAUUAUUUGGAGUUGGUAUACAUAUUGCUGAAUGCUGGCGCUGCGGUAAAUCCUGACAUACAAAUAUGCCCACCAUUAUUUCAAGCUGUUUCUGCAAACAAUUAUGAACUCGUUGAGCAUUUGAUUAAUCUUGGAGCUGAUAUUAAUAUUGUUUACAGAGGAAAAACAGCAAUACAGAUAGCUGUUUUACGAGACGACAAAAAAAUGUUGGAGUUGUUGAUUAAAAAUAAAGCUGACAUGACGAUAAGUACAGAUAUGGGAACUCCUCUACAUACAGCUGUCUAUGAAGGUAAUUUAGAAUGUAUUAAAAUUUUGUUGAAAGCUGGUGCUGAUCUUUAUGCACCUUCUAAUGUAGGUACAUUGUCACAAUUUUCACGUACUCAUCGUAAAGAAUUUAUCUUUGAUUUCCUGCUGGACAUUGGUAUCAAUUUUAUUGAUGAAAGUUAUCUGACGCUAAUCAAUGCUGGCUUUGGUAGUCAAAAUAAUGCUCUCAAGAUGAAGAUUAAAAAUUAUAUUGUCAAGUUGAAGGCUGGUGAUUUUUAUGUCAAGCCGAAAAAUUUGCAGUUCGUCGAAGAUGAAGAGUUCAAUGAUUUUUAUAACGAAUGUCGCAAAGAAAUUGAACUGAUGAAAGAUAGUAAAAUUGAAGGAACCAGCUGUAGUUACUACGAUGUACUGCACAAAAGUAAACAAGAAUUGGCUGCUGAUUUGAAAACUGUUGGUGACGAUGUUGGUGUUUUGAAUGAAGAACAAUUAAGGUCCAAGUUUCCGUUGUAUGGAGGAAUGGUUUGCUAUCGACUGGAAUAUGAGCAGGGAAAAAAAUUGGGUGUAAUUGCUGAUGACCAGUAAAAUUUAUGGUUCAAUUUUAUUUUUAUACCAGACAAUCAUCAAUAUUUUUGUAAUUAAAUAAGAUAGUUCUUUGUGCUGAUCAAGAUUUCUACCUCAGUAAACGAAUAAUUAAUUAUUAUACAGAACUUAAAAAUGUAUACUACUAUUAAUAUGCAAUUAGUCAUAAGAUCUAUUACGCGAGUAAUGAUGUAAAUAAUGAUUGUUAUAAUUUAUAAAUAAACGUCUAAAGAUAAUAGACAAUUUAAAUAAAAUGGCAUUUUUAAUUCGACUUUAAAGUUUUAAAUAACAUAUUGAUAGGGUUAAUUUUUUAAAGUAGAAGGAAGCACCGUGCAGUAAAUAAAUUAUCUUGCGUUAAUAAAUAAUUGAAUAAAUAAAUAAAAAUGAUGAAGUCAUUGCUGUCAUUCAUACCGUCUCAUUCAGACAAAAAGACCGCGUCUAAAAAAUCUAAUGAUAGAGUUAACGAAAAUCUUUUAUUUGUUUUGGUUUCGCUGGUCGGCUUGUGCCUUUUACGCGUUGAUUUUAUUGUUAUACUCAUUAUUGUGAUUCUUAUGUACAUGUUGUAUAUAAAUAGCGUCAGUUUAGCGACCUCAUUACUCAUGAAUUCGUCACUUUCAUGCUUACUUGAUAGCGAUGAUGAUAAUAAUGAUGAUGAUGAUAAUUUGGAUACUGAUACUGAAGAUGAUAAAAUUACUACAAAUGAAAUUGAAGAAGUUGCUAGAAAGAAAAAAAAAUUAACAAAGCUCGAUAACUAAUUCGUUUUAAAAUUUCCACUUUAUAUUAGUUGAGAAAAACUCCAUAAAUUUAUUUCGAAUUAUUAAUUUCUUUCAAAAGUUAAUGCUUAUAUUAGUUAAGAAGAAAAAAAAUCGAUUUAAACUCGAAAAAAAUUUAAUGCAAUAAACUCAUUCAAAUUUCUUUGCUUUUAAUAAAGAAAAU